CGCAUGGUUCGCGCUACGGUACGCCAUUUGUGUCUAGCAGCAAAAAGCGCGGACAGUGGAAAUAGUCGUAUAACAAGAGAAAGUCCGGCAUUGAAGACAGAAAGCAACUUUACCAAUACAUGUAAUUAUUGCAGGAUAUGAUAUGGAUAAAACAUUGAAAACAGGGAAGGAGGCUGAAAGUGACACCAGUGGGAAGGUGCAGCCAGAUGAUGUGGAAAUGGAGGAAAGUAAAAGACGCUCACCCAGCAGGACUGCUGGGCCCGAUGAGACAGAUGAGGAGCUUGUUGAAAAGCUGUGGCCAGACUCCGUACCUGAAGACCAGGAUAGCCUCUGCACAAUUUGUGGCUUCUCAGCCAAAUGUCCAAGAUCACUGAAGAUUCACUAUGCACGGAAACAUGGAAAGAACUCCAAGAACAGUGAUAAAAGUGCAAAACCAGCUGCAAAAAGCGAAAGUAUCUGUGAUGCCAGUGCAGCUGAAAACCAAAAAGAGGCAGACAUGGAGACAGAAAGCAGUGCUGAGGUUAAACAGAACCAGGAGUCUGAUCUUUUGGAACUGAGAACAGCAGACAGUGAAAAUGAAAAGAGUUUAACUAAAAAGCAAAGUGUAUUAGACAAACAGCAGGCAGAUCAAGAGGAGGUCAUCCCUACCCAAGGGAGAAGAAUAAGCAAACGAACACCCAAACCUAAGAUGAUUUACUCCUGCAACUACUGUGGGCAAGAAUUUAGGGACAAGGCUCCUUUAGAUGUUCAUAUCCAGAGAUACCAUGCCAAAGACACCCCAUACACAUUUGACGCUGAUGAGAACAUGGAUGAUGAAGAGGACGGUGAGGACACUGGCAGCCCCGUGAAGGCUGCUCCAACACGAGUGGCGCUCAAACAUGCGCACAGCAGGUUCCAGCUGAAGUGUGCGCACUGUGAUUUUAGGGUCAGCACUGCUUCGUUGUUGGAAAGCCAUGCUCGAGUCAAACACCUGGACCAGGAGUGGUACCGCUGCAAAUUAUGUAACUUUUUUUCAGCCACACCUGAGUGGAUGGACGUCCACCUGUCCUCAGACAGCCACAUGCAGCAGCACAAAGGGAAUAAAAAUGUGGAAUCUUCCUCAUUUGAAGUCUACGUUGAGUGCGUCAGCAGAGACAGUGCUGGAGAUGGUGCAAAUAUAGAUGAUAAGGCUCAGCCUGUUGGAGAAGGGGGAGCUUCUUUGACAGAAGGAGACGAGGACACUGAAGAGACAGUGCAGGCUGCUAAAGCUGUGUUGGUUGAGGUGGAAGAUGCAGAGCUUGAACCCCCCAAAAAGAAAAGAGGAAGACCAAAGCAAGGGUCCACGACCACUUGUGGUUACUGUGGCCUGGUAGUGUCCAACGCUACCAACCUCAGUGUUCAUGUUCGCCGUAAACACAGCAAGGAGUAUGGGUACAGCUGCACUCUGUGCAACUACAGCUGCGUGACCAAAGGAGACAUGGAUCGUCACUGUAUCACAAAGAAACAUGUUAGACGUGCACAGGAGUGUGCAAGUAAGAACCCAGUCAACAGUCACACAAGUGCGCCACCAGAGGAACCCACAAGUAUGCAAGCCCAGGAACCAGUCACAGCUUCACAGGCCACUGAUAUCGAGCAGGAAUCUAACAAUAAAGAACACAGCGGAGAAGAGCCAGCUCAGUCAGACACAAGCCAGAAAAAAAAUAAAUACGACUCUGUUAAUGCUUGCAGCCACUGCGAUUUUGUUGCUCAGUCAAUGCCUUCGCUCCAUCUCCACGUCAAGAGAAAGCAUACUAAAGAUUUUGAGUAUGUUUGUCUAGCGUGUAGCUACUAUGCCGUAACGAGCAGGGAAAUGUCUCGCCACGCAAACACAGAGAAACACAAACAGAAAAGCCAGAAAUACUUGGAGCCACUGGGGGGUGAGGGACAAAGAGCUUUGGCACUCCCAUUGAAGCUGAAGGAUGUCAUUGAGCUUGCUGGGUCAAACUCUAACCCUGAGUGUGAACCUCCUAGCCCCACAGAGGAGUCUGAAUCCUGUUCUGAUGACAGUCAAGCUAUGGAAAGUCAGAAUACAGCUGCAGCCUCUGUCACCACAGGACCUGUCGAUGUCGCUGCCAGUUCAGAUGAGAAGCAAGCAGAGAAUGUUACAUCUUCCACUGGUGGUGAAUCAGGUCCAACCAACCAGACUGUCAGACUUGCGGUUCUGUCUGAACCCAAGCAACACCAGCAGGCUUCAGAAGACCUUCAGUCGGCAGUUGACCAGUCUGCACAGCAAGAGAGCCAGGAGGAAGGGGGUAAACAGUCCGACGAUGAACAUUUAAAUGCUGAUGAGAUGAUUGUAGAUACAAAAAGCGACAGCUCUCAAUCAGAUACACAACUGUCCAAAGCCCCUCCCUUUGAUGCCUGCAUUGUAUCCAUGAAGACCCUUGCUGAGCAGGAGCAGGCCCUGCAGGACGGUCUGGCUUUGGAAGGCGAAGCUGCUGUGAUAUGUCUGACUGGAGGCUCACCAGUGCCCCCUGGCCUCCCUGCCACCAGUCCUGCAUAUGUUAAGAAGCUCAAACCCAAAGAAGUGAAGGUGAGAGAGGAAGCCAAAGGAAGCAGCUCUCGCAUACGCUGCGAGGACUGUGGCUUCAUGGCAGACGGCAUCAGCGGCCUCAACGUCCACAUCUCGAUGAAGCAUCCGUCCAAGGAGAAGCAUUUCCACUGCUUGGUCUGCGGCAAGUCGUUUUACACCGAGAGCAACCUGCACCAGCACCUGACCAGCGCCGCCCACCUCCGCAAUGAGCAGAACAGCGUGGAGGAGCUGCCUGAAGGCGGAGCGAGCUUCAAGUGCGUGAAAUGCACAGACCGGUUCGAAUCGGAGCAGGAACUGUUUGUUCACAUUAAGGAGAAGCAUGAGGAGCUCCUCAGAGAGGUCAACAAGUACGUGAUGGAGGACACGGAGCAGAUCAACCGUGAGCGUGAGGAGAACCAGGGCAGUGUGUGUAAAUACUGUGGCAAGGUGUGCAAGAGCAGCAACUCCAUGGCCUUCCUGGCCCACAUUCGCACACACACCGGAUCUAAGCCCUUCAUGUGUAAGAUCUGCAACUUUGCAACCGCGCAGCUCGGAGAUGCCAGGAACCACGUGAAGAGACACCUUGGCAUGAGAGAGUACAAAUGCGACAUCUGUGGAUGGGCUUUUGUGAUGAAGAAACACCUGAGCACCCACCUACUGGGAAAACAUGGAGUCGGACAGCGUAAAGAGAGGAAGUUUGAAUGUGAGUUGUGUGAACGCUCCUUCAGUGAAAAAUGGGCCCUAAACAACCACAUGAAACUGCACAGUGGGGAGAAACCAUAUAAGUGUGCCUGGCCGUCCUGCCACUAUGCCUUCCUCAACCUGUCAGCCAUGAAGGACCACUACAGGACACACACUGGGGAGAAGUCUUAUCUGUGUGACCUGUGUGGUUUUGCGGGAGGUACAAGACACGCCCUCACCAAACACAGACGCCAACACACAGGAGAAAGGCCCUUCAAAUGCAAGCUCUGCAGCUUCGCCUCCACCACGCAGUCCCACCUAUCGCGGCACAAACGUGUUCACACCGGGGAGAAACCGUACCGCUGCCCCUGGUGCGACUACAGAUCUAACUGUGCUGAGAAUAUCCGGAAGCACAUUCUACAUACGGGAAAACACGAGGGUGUGAAGAUGUACAACUGUCCCAAAUGUAACUACGCCACCAACUCUCCCAUGGAGUUCCGUAACCACCUGAAGGACAGUCACCCCGACAUUGAGAACCCAGACCUCGCCUACCUACAUGCAGGUAUUGUGUCCAAGUCUUUCGAGUGUCGUCUGAAGGGCCAGGGGGCUACAUUUGUGGAGGCAGAGUCCGUGGGUUCACCCGUGCACAGAAAGGGCUCAUCGGAGGCAUCUGGGAAUGAUGAGCAAGUCCAGCAGGUCAUUAUUAUUCAGGGCUACGGGGGCGGUGAGGUAGCCAUCGACCAGGCCUUGGAGGAGUCAGCUGCCGCCACCCUGCAGACGCUGGCCAUGGCUGGCCAGGUGGCCGAGGUGCUGCACAUCACCGAGGAUGGACAAGUCAUAGCCUCGGGCAGGGAAGUGGCAUCUGGGGGGGCCCACCUGGCUGGGGGCAGCACCCAGUUCGUGGUACUGGAGUCGGGGGAGGCCAGGGAGGAGCUGCGGGCUGUGACCAGAGGAGGGGUGGCGGUCGCAGCCGCAGGAAAAAGUCACAUAGUUUCAGAGUCGUCCACGGCUCUGGACGCUCUGCUCAGCGCAGUCAGCGAAAUGGGCCAUCAGGAGGAAAUGCAGGGAGAGGCAACCGUCAUUCACGAGGUCUUGACCCCUGAGAUAACCGAGGCUGUGCAGAGCGAAGUGCAGUCGGAGGUGAAACAGGAGCAGGAGGAGGUGCAGGUCAUCCAGGAGACCGGCCAAGAGGAGAUGCAGGAGGUGCUGCAGCUCGCGGCGUCGCAGAUGAUGAAGGAAGGCCUGACCCAGGUCAUCGUCAACGAUGAAGGCACUCACUACAUUGUGACGGAGCUGGACAACUGCACCUUACAGGUGGAGGGAAGCGUGUAUGGAGAGGCAGGGGCAGGUGACGGCGAGGUACAGCAGGCAGAGCAGCAGGCCGGAGAAGAAAUGGUGGUCUAUUUGGAUGGUGCCCCUCAUAAUAUUGUCCUGGAAGGGUAGAAGAAAGAGAAAUGAAGAAACAGAGGUAAAGAUUUUUACUUCAGUUUUCCAUGUUUAACUCUGUUACAGCCUGCAUUAGGCCAGAUGUUUGCCUGGAUCUGUCUCUUGGAGUCUUCCUCUUCCCUUGUUCCUUUAAUUUCUCUGGGUUUGAUUCUUUUUUUUUUUUUUACAUCACUUGAGUUUUCCGUUUUUUCGCUGUCUUCUCUUGGGCUAUGCUACAACUCAGGUUAAACACCUUUUAUUUAGAGGGACAGUGAAGGAAAGAGGUUUUGGUGCUAAGUGAGCUAACUUGCAAUCCUCACAACCACCAAGACUAUAUUAACGACUUGAUUAAUGCCAUGCCAGGAAAUGAAUAUAUUUCCUCCUUUAAUAUUUUUUUAAAAUACAUCUAAUAUUCUGAGAAUGAAAUGGCUCACUAUAAAAGAAAAUGUGUAUUUUGCUCCGGUGAGAUAACAACAGUUUCCUCUCUUUUUGUUUUCCUUGUGACACGUUCGUAUAUCACCAUCUUAGAUUUUGUUAUGCUAGAAUUUUGCUCAUGUGUCCAAUGAGUUUGUUGAAGUGUUUUCGUACCAUCCUUUGUAGUGAUUAGUGUAUAACCAGUUACAAACCAAUAAGUUCAUGGCUUUUCAAAAAUUUCAGAACAAAUCUUACAGAUAUUUUAUGUGUAACAAAAUAGAGUCGAUAAUCAUACAUUUUAGUUUUUUUUUCAACCCCUCAUCCUUUGAAAAACCUCUAAAAACAUUAAUGCAGUUUCAUUUGUGACAAUAAAGAUUGAGUCU
Molecule: messenger RNA, 5433 nt
Organism: Toxotes jaculatrix (banded archerfish)
Lineage: Eukaryota; Metazoa; Chordata; Actinopteri; Toxotidae
Gene: znf407
Product: zinc finger protein 407
Exons: 10
Coding region: 143-4654 (1503 amino acids)
Biological process (GO): regulation of DNA-templated transcription
Molecular function (GO): DNA-binding transcription factor activity, RNA polymerase II-specific; RNA polymerase II cis-regulatory region sequence-specific DNA binding; zinc ion binding
Source: RefSeq, a predicted model, not a curated record